This is a messenger RNA of Bathycoccus prasinos, 1230 nucleotides long. RefSeq lists its product with no specific name. Bases 1 to 1230 code for a protein of 409 amino acids. The transcript has a single exon. Lineage: Eukaryota; Viridiplantae; Chlorophyta; Mamiellophyceae; Mamiellales; Bathycoccaceae. The record is from RefSeq and is a predicted model, not a curated record. Gene Ontology annotation, molecular function: 3'(2'),5'-bisphosphate nucleotidase activity. Gene Ontology annotation, biological process: sulfate assimilation.
AUGCGGACGACGACGGCGAGGACGACACCACUCCCGCAAAAAGAAAGCGCACGACGGAAGAGGAGGCACAUACGACGAAGAUGCGCUUUGAAUCCCGCAGGGGCUUGCGAAAAUACGUUCCAUACGUCGUCGUCUUUCGUUGUUGAUUUCGAUUUCCCACCAUUCGUAGGUGUUGCUUUAGAUACGAAAGAACGCGUUGCACGCAUGCUCGAAGCGACGAUUUCGAGCGCGUAUUUAGCCGACGAAGUGGACAAAGAAGAAGACAAAGAACGUUUACGAGGAAUGGUGGAGAAAAAAGAAGACGGAACGCCGGUAACCGCGGCGGAUUUUGCGAUUCAAACGUUGAUGGAAAACGUGUUAGGGGGUGAUGGUGAAGAGGUUGUUGGCGAGGAGCGGCGCCCGGUCGAAGGCGAUGCGUCGUUUGAUCGAGUGAAGGAGUUAGUCGAGAAGUUUACUCCGCGCGGGAGGAUGGCAUUGCUCGAAAAGGAGAGGUGUGGUCCUCGCAGGAACUACUUCGUGUUAGAUCCAAUCGACGGGACGAAGGCGUUUGCGGCGAAACCGACGAUACGAUCGAGAGCGUACGCGUUUACGGAGCAGUAUUGCAUUGGUUUGUCUUAUCACGAUGGGGAAACUGGAGAGGUUUUGGCUGCGUGCGUGGCGGCGCCGAGAUGGGAAAGAGGUAGUGGUGUGCUGCUUUGUGCCGUGAAGGGGAAAGGGUGCUUCUCGAAGGAGCUGUUCACCCCGGCGUCGAGAUGGAAGCGAUGUUGUUUGAUGUCCCAUUUGUGUAACAUACGUUUGGCAGUGUCGGAAUCGGACGUCGGAAAAGCGACGACACUGAACUCCGGUUGGAAAGUACCGAAGUCGAAUUUAGAUGAAAUUCCGUAUGGGAGCGGUUCGUUGAUUAAAUACGUCGCGAUAGCAGUAAACGCGUGCGAUGCAUUCGUGCACUACAAACCGUGGACUUUUUCGAUGAACGUUUGGGACCACGCGGCUGGUGUUUUGUGCUGCGAAGAGGCUGGGGCGAUUGUUUCAGAUGGGUUUGGUAAUAGACUCUCGUUGAAAAGGAAACCAAGAAAGGCAGAAGGAGAUUUCGAAGAGAGAGAUGGCGUUGAUCCAAGGCGCGUGUUUUCGCCCCAAGGAAAAGCCGUCGUCGUCGCGAACGAGGAGAGUUUACACAAAGAGAUAUUGAGAGCGCACAAUUCAGGCGUCAAACAAAUUAACGAAUUUUAG